Molecule: messenger RNA, 525 nt
Organism: Suillus fuscotomentosus
Lineage: Eukaryota; Fungi; Basidiomycota; Agaricomycetes; Boletales; Suillaceae
Exons: 4
Coding region: 1-525 (174 amino acids)
Source: RefSeq, a predicted model, not a curated record
AUGUUCCGCCGUCUUGCCCUCACUUGUGCCGCUUUGCUCAGUGUUGUGUCUGCACAGUUGACCAUCACGUCUCCCGGUGCCAAUGACUGGUGGGUCGCGUCGUCGGUGAACACACUCGCGUGGUCGUGCUCGACUUCUCCGUAUCUAAACUUCACCAUUCUUCUCGCCAACUCGAACCUCUCUGUUCUCCCUGCACCCCUUGCCAUCAUCGCCGUUCAGGAAAACUUUGACUGUUCCGAAUCCAUCACCCAGCAGCAAUCCGCGCAGCCCGCUGGCUCCGGCUACGUUAUUCAGUUUGCCAGCACUUUGAACGAGACUGACAUCUAUGCCGAAAGCCAGCCUUUCGAAAUCAAGGCUCUCGGCUCGUCUUAUCCCACCACCACCAGCAGCGCAGGCAGUACUUCUACCGGGAGUGCUUCCGCUGGGGCUGCACAAGCCACCAAAACUGGUGGUGCCCUCGCGGAAUAUGUUCCUGUAGGCAUGAGCAUGGUCGCUGCUCUUGCUCUUGGCUUGGUUGUCGCAUAA